AUGUCUUCUCCGAACAACACCAAAGGUGCACGUGUUAUUGCAGCCAAAGCACCCCGUCAACGACCCUCUUCCGUCACCGCCGAGCAGACUAUCUCUCAACUACUCUGUACCCGCCCAUGGCUCUCACGCCCUCAGUCCGUGUCCGAACAAGAUCGCUUCAUCAUCUACUGUCGCGACAACCUCGUUCCCGGCGCCACCGGUCCGAAAGACUGGAAUGAAGUGACUGCCGAAUUCAACGAGAAGUUCCGCGAGCAGUUAAAGCCAUUGGCAUGGAAGACGCUGAGCAAACGCUGCGGCGUCGCCCGAAAAAUCUUUCUCGGCGAAAACGAAGACUACGCCCGCGUACUCACGUACCCAGUCCCAGACAUCGAUGCAGAAGGAGAUUCAGACGAGGACGUAGACAUGGACACACAAAUGACCAAAGCCCUCCUCUCUAUACCCUCCACACGCUCGAUGCCCGGAUUCUACGACCCAGCAUCUAUCUCAGACACGUACAUCACGCCCACGACCCGCGCCAAAUUCCACAUCCGCAGCCGCACCGCCUCGUUCGUGCGCUUCCACUUCCUCAACCCACACGAGGACCGCCUGGUAAAAGACAACCCGCAGUGCGUCGAUAUCGAGAUACUGGUUGCCAACUCACCUUUCUACGCCCGAAAUCUGCAGCGAAAUACACACUUCACUGUCAUCGAUGUCCCCGAGAAGUUCACCGCACGCACGGUCAAUGUGUUCAUUCAAGUCAUCGCUCCCGUGCGUGCAACGCGGCUGCCAGAACAUUACCUGUGGAAAGCACAGGCGGCUACACCAGGGGUGUACGACCGAUUCGGCGCGGUGAAGGCAGAGAAGAUAGACUGGACGGUGGAAGGGCUGCUUGAUCUGCUGUUUUUCGCACAGAUACUCGAGGUGGAGUGGGUUGUCGACAUGGUUAUCGAUCGGCUUCAUUUCCUGUUUGUGGAGCGGAAGCGGCUCAGUCAGGUGACUACUGAUGCGGUGGUGAGUGACAUUCAGCGUGUCGCUGGUCGCUCGCGGGCAUCAAUGGCAGCUAUGCACCCGACGAAGCUCAGCGCAGAGGACUUCGGACAAGGCGUUGUUACGCAUUUGGCGGAGAACUCGAAGGACGUGCAGACGCUGCGGUUCAUUGUGGAUCUGAUGAGUGGGCUGGGUGGCCAGGCGGAUGCGAAUUGGAUUUCCAGGAUGUCAGACAGAGUAAAGCAGGUCUUUAAUUAUGCGUCGGAGGAGUGUUUGAUUAACUGCUCGCGCGAAGAGUAUUGCAAGCGGUACCAUCAUCAUCCGCACACUGCACGCGGUUGCUACACAUCUUCCGUCAACCAUCCGCCCACUACGUUCAUCAAAGCGCUCUACCACUUUGCUACCCCAGAGGAGCUGAUCCGCCACUCGAAUGGACUUUUGCCGAGUGUUGUAAGCGGCAUGUCGCACACUGAGUUGAGUAAGCUGAGGGAGGACAACUCGUCGCCUGAGAUGUUGAACGCUGAAAAGAAGGUCCUGGAGAUGGAGAGCCGCUUAGAGAAGGCAAAGGCUGCUUUGAGAUCGGCACGAGAUGCGUCGGGGGUUGAAAAGCAGCAUGCGAUGCGAGAGGCGGGCAAAGCUGUUGAGGAGAUGUAUGGGCCCAGUCAGCUCUAG
Molecule: messenger RNA, 1638 nt
Organism: Bipolaris maydis ATCC 48331
Lineage: Eukaryota; Fungi; Ascomycota; Dothideomycetes; Pleosporales; Pleosporaceae
Source: RefSeq, a predicted model, not a curated record